GAGAGCUGCGGCGGUGACCCCCGCGCCGGCUCCGGCUCCGGCUCCGGCGCGGCGCGGAGACGUGACCAUGUGGAUACAACGGCUCCUGGGAAGCAGGUCGGGUUGCCCGCUGGGAAGCCAUGCUUGGAUAUUAAUAGCCAUGUUUCAACUAGCCGUGGAUUUCGGCGCCGGCGACUCCGUAGCUGCAAGCCACGGCUUGAGGCUCGCGCAGAGGUCGUCGCCCCGGCCCCGGUCGCCCCGUGGUCCCUUGUGGAGUUUUAAAAACGGACCGGAGCUGCGGAUUCCCGGCCCGCCUUGGACCUAUGGCUCUGCUCAUCCCGACCGGCCCCACGGGCAAACGCAGAGGCGCCGCUGGCGCCGGCCGCCCCGCGCCGCCAAGGCGCCCGCGGCCGGCACGGCCCCGGCGAGCCGCGGGAGCGCCCGCCGGCAGCCUCGCGCGGCGAGGGGCGAGAGGCGCCCGCGGGGCAGCGCCGGGCGCCCGGGGGACGCCGGGGCCACCGCCGUGCCCGAGGUCAUCGUGUGGGGCCCCACGGGCGAGGAGGACGCCGCCGAGACCAGCACGCUGCCCGCGCGCUUCGGCCCCACCGCCGCCGCCGCCUCCGCCGGGCACCCCAGAGCGACCACGGCGGCCGCGACCAGCCCGGCCGCCCCCUCCGCCCCCGCGCCGCCCGAGCGGCGCCCGCCGAGCCCGGCGCCGGCGGGGGACACGCGCCGCAGCAGCCCCGGCCGCGGGAGCCCGACCGAGCCCUACGCCGGCCACGGCGGCAGCGGCAAGGAAGCCCGCCCGCCCAGGAUGCUGGGGGACACGUCAGGUCUGGCCGUUCAUCAGAUAAUCACCAUUACAGUGUCCCUCAUCAUGGUCAUAGCUGCUCUGAUAACAACGCUUGUCUUAAAAAAUUGUUGCGUGCAGAGCGGGAGCGCGAGGCGCAGCAGCCACCAACGCGCGAGCAGCGAGCAGGAGGAGAGCUGCCAAAACCUGACGGACUUCCCGCCGGCCCGCGUGCCCAGCAGCCUCGACAUCUUCACCGCCUACAACGAAACGCUGCAGUGCUCGCACGAGUGCGUCCGGACGCCGGGGCCCGUGCGCGCCGAGGAGGCGCUGCGCUCGCCGGGCGCCUACAAAGCCGCUUUCAACGGGAGCAGACCCUCUUCUUCCGAUCGGCAUCUUAUUCCCGUGGCCUUUGUGUCUGAGAAGUGGUUUGAAAUCUCCUGCUGACUGGCCGAAGCCCGCUUUACUCCCGGGGGCAGGGCGGACGCCGCGUGGCUCUCUCCUGGAUUCCGUUGGUGAACCUGUAAAAAAAAUUACUAAUGGGUUACCUAUACCCACCAUUUCUGUCUACCAGUAGGAGACUCGACGAGCAGCAUCUACGGGCCAAAUAUAUUUUUAUAAAAAUGAACACGCCUAUAGGUAACUGCAUUUUUCCAAGAGCGCGUUUUCCGGAGAGGAGGAAAAAAUGCGCAAGCGGCGCAUGCCAUGAAGGAGGAGGAAGCUGAGAAGAAAAAAGGGAGAGAAGACGGAACGUCCGGAGCUCGGGAUACGGACUAUGAACUCGAACCUGUGCCAAUAAUACCGUUAUGUGCCAUGUACUGCUGCGAAAGACUGCGCGAGAAGCCGGAGCUGAGUCGGCAGCGCGCGGAGGCGUUGUGGAAGCAGCGCUGGGGUGGCCUCUCUCCGGCUGGAGUCACCGAUCCCGGUCAACAGACACACGCACGGGCUAGGGAGCGAAAAUACACAUACACACACAACCACUUUUUGUACUGUAGCAAUUUUUGAAGAUCUUAAAUACUCAUUUUUAACGAAGAUGUCAUGGGCUAAAAAUCUAAUUAUUUCUCUAACGUGCGUAAUACGAGCUAGGUAAACUGAUGUUUUCUACUUUGGCAGCUUGCCCUUCCAACUAUAUGUGUAUAUAUAGCUAGGCAUAUAUACAUAUAGAUGUGUGUGUGUGUGUGUGUAUAAGCAUAUAUAUGUAUGUAUACAUUUUAUAUAUAUAUAUAUAUAUAUAUAUAUAUAUAUCUCAUUGGGGGGGAUGUAGUUCCACCAGUGGGUGCGUUACUGGAGCGCCGCCGCCGAGCCGUGGAGGGCCCCGGGCUGGCUCCGAGCGCGCGGCACGGCGCGGCGUGGCGUGGCCGGCUGCCGGCACAGUCUUCCUGGAG
Molecule: messenger RNA, 2154 nt
Organism: Rhea pennata
Lineage: Eukaryota; Metazoa; Chordata; Aves; Rheiformes; Rheidae
Gene: AJAP1
Product: adherens junctions associated protein 1
Exons: 6
Coding region: 68-1216 (382 amino acids)
Cellular component (GO): cell-cell contact zone; plasma membrane; adherens junction
Molecular function (GO): beta-catenin binding
Source: RefSeq, a predicted model, not a curated record